AUGAGCGUUCAAACUUUUGACGUCAACGAGCCUGAAACAUGGCAUUUGGCAGCGAAGAUUGACAACGAGCUACAAAAUAUGAUCAAAAAUGGGACAAAGGGGAGGUUUACUGGCGAUACCGACCAUCUUACACUAGAGCAAACGCGAGCCAAGUUUGACAGCCUCUUCCAACAGGAUGCUGACAAUCUUCGAUCGAGUGUGCAAGAUGAGGUGUCUGAGGAAGAGAUUCGUAUUCCCGUCAGGGACGGAUUCAAAGUCCGAGCGCUUGUUUAUCGUCGCAAGACUGACCAGCCGAAGACGGAUCGACCUCUUGUAGUCCUUAUUCAUGGCGGAGGCUUCAUUCUAGGCAACGCCGAGAUGGAGAUGCCAAAUUGCGUUGAAGCAGUCCGAAGAUAUGACUGCGUGGCGGUGAGCUUGGAGUACCGGCUUUCUCCAGAAGUCAAGUUUCCAGUUGCAUAUGACGAUUGCUGGGACGCUCUCAAAUGGCUAUCUAAGAACGCGAAUACUCUUCAGGCCGACACAAAGCGUGGCUUUGUCUUUGGCGGGACUUCGGCUGGUUCACAUCUCAGCAUUCCCUUGGCUCACAAAGCUCGUGACGAAAAGCUCUCACCUCCACUCACUGGGCUUUACCAUUGUGUGCCGCCUGCUCUGAUGCCACAAGCACUGACUGAAAAGUAUAAACCUCUCUACAACAGUAGAGAACAGCUGAAGGAUGGCAUGGCGCUCACUGCAGAGUCCACAAAGGUCUAUGACAAGGCCGUCGAGCCAGACUUUGUUUCGCCACUUUGGAAUCCUCUCCUUUGGCCAACUGGACAUAGAGGCUUGCCCCCCACGUUCUUUCAGAUCUGUGGGGCUGACUUGUUGAGGGAUGAGGCAUUGAUUUAUGAGAGGGAACUUCGACUCGAGAGUGGUAUUAAAACCAAGACGGUUGUAUACGAGGGUUUGCCGCAUGUAUUUUGGUAUGAUUACCCGACUCAUAGUGCGAGUGCCAGGUUUGCCAAGGAUGCGGCUGAUGGUUUGGGAUGGCUACUCGGUCAGAAGAAGUAG
Messenger RNA from Fusarium subglutinans, 1047 nucleotides. RefSeq names its product alpha beta hydrolase fold-3. Gene Ontology annotation, molecular function: hydrolase activity. Bases 1 to 1047 code for a protein of 348 amino acids. The transcript has 3 exons. The record is from RefSeq and is a predicted model, not a curated record. NCBI's taxonomy places the organism in Eukaryota, Fungi, Ascomycota, Sordariomycetes, Hypocreales, Nectriaceae.